Molecule: messenger RNA, 1694 nt
Organism: Linum trigynum
Lineage: Eukaryota; Viridiplantae; Streptophyta; Magnoliopsida; Malpighiales; Linaceae
Source: the annotation of a GenBank genome assembly
CGGUUCGACCUGAAAAUUCUUCUACCGGCAGCAAAACCGGUAGGCGGUAUUUAGCGGUUGAAUCAUGAUUAAAUCACGAUUUUAGAAUAAAAUACCCUACCGUUGACUUUUCCGGUACGACCUCCAAUACGGUAUUUCAAUCCUUGGUAUAUAAUCCUAUUAGUGGCCAUUAAACAAAUAACACAUAAUCACUUUCUUCCAAGUUAGAACCUGAAAGUUAAAUAAGAUCAAUGAAAAUGUGGAAUUAGAAGAAUAAAUUGUAAAUAUUUUUUUUAUUGUGUUACUAAACGCAAUUUGGUGGCACUUUUACUACUUCAAUGUUAAUUCUCAAUUUCUCCAUAUUUUUUUAGUUCCAACUUAAACUUCAAUGUAUUUUGGUAAAUAAUCAGCCAAAAAAAAAUUGGAUCACUAGGGGAAAAAAAUUCCAGAUGUGUGGGUUUCAAGGAUUUUGAGUUUUUGACAAACAUAGGAUUUCAGGCAAAUCCUUCCUGGGUGGAUUUGUGGGGCAAAUUCCUAAAGCUAAACCGAACUUGGACCCGGUUGCACCACACCAUUUGAGUGUUAUCAAUACUGGGCCUUGACCCAAACUCAUUCCUCAAAAUCUAACUAUGGGCCAAAAUUAACGGGUCCAGAAAAAAAAUGUGCCUUUAUUUUGACAAUGAAGCUGAUAACAGAAGGGCCGGCUGUCUGGUUGUUCUGAUAAGGAUGGGCUUCCGUUUUGGGCCUUUUUGAUGAAGGAAAAGGAAGAAGUGGGCCCGAACAUAAGGAAAGAAGUUGAAAGAAGGCCCAGCACUGUACCUGGUCUUCGAAAUUACGGGAAGGCUCCCCAGGAAUCAUGGCCGUACCAUUACGUAAACUCGUUCCACGCGUAUUCAAAAUUAGACUACCCCAACAUAUCUUAAUUUUUAACCUCCCCCCACAAAGAUAAUCAUAGAAGAAAGACAGAAGAAAGGAACAAAGUCGUAAUACAACGACACGUGGCCAUGUCCAACAAAGCCUAGCACUGUACGUGUCAUCACGCCAGAGUAACACGUAACUCUGGCUACCAGUCGUUAUCCCUUGAAGAUGAACUCUUUCAUUCCCCCUAUAAAAAGGAUGGCCUUCCUUUCCAACCCAGCCAAGCCAACUACUUCUGGAACUCGGACACGAGAAGCAAGUAGAGUUACACACAUGAAGAGAAUGUCGAUCAAGUCGAGUCUUCUGAUUCUGCUAUGCUGCCUUGCUCUGUUUUUCAUAUCAAGAUCGGUUGACGGAGAAGAGGUCAGGUCAAAUGUGAAGAGUCCGGCCGGUGGCGGUGAAGAUGGGGAUGGUAGUUCUGCACCACCAGCAAGCGGUUACUUGGACAGAAUCAAGGCUGCCGCCGGCUGGGCUCAGUCCUACUUCCUUCCUCCCGGCCUUAACUUUUUCACAGGCGGUGCUACGAAGAAAGCAGCGGGCAAGAUCAUCGACGGCGUGGAAGAAGGCGGUGGAGGAGGAAGUGGAGAGCGGGUGAAAGAGGCGGUGGCGAGGAGUAUAGAGAAAGGCAAAGAAACAAUGGAGAACACGGCGAAAUCGGCAGCCAGAAUGGCGACUAAAACCGCGCACGAAGCAAAGGAGAAGGUCAAGAGAACCAUAUCAGACGCCAAGACAGCAGAAGUAAAAGUCAGUGAUUACGAGGACGACGACGAGCUCUGAUUAGGUUCCAUUAAGGGUGA